UGCCCGGUCAAGUAUACUCGAGUUGGCUGCUUCGACGACUCCAUGGUACAACCCCGCCCGUUGUCUCAACUACUGAUGACUGAUCGAGAUCCAACCAGUCCUGUGUACAGUGGUAUCCCUGUUCACUGGGGAAUGUGGGAUGUUUAUUUCCCAAAACUGAUUUGCAGAUGUGCUGCGAAAGCCAAAGCUAAAGGAUACAACGUCUUUGGAAUUCAGCAUUACGGUAGAUAGCUUUUACGAUAACUUCUUAGUGCUGAUAAUUGCAAAAUUUUUGAUCUGUUCUUGUAGAUAUCAUUCCAUCUAUUUUCAAAACAUCAUCUUUUUAAUCUGGAAAAGUUAUGUCAAUUUCACUAAUAAAAGUUAUUUUUGGAGGUUGUAUUUAAAUAGGGCCGAGUUGGUCAAAGCUGGGUUAAGAUAACCCAGGGUGAUAUAUCCCAUAGCGAUAUUUGAAUUCAGAUAUGAAAGCUUAGAAAGCAUUUCAGUUUUAAUUCUUUUUGUCUACAAGUUGAUGAUUGGAAGCUCUAAAAAUGGCACAGAAAAUUAUCCGGGAAAAUGCUUUGGAACACAAGAAAAAGAAUCCUGGGUUAAACUUAACCCCGGGUUAAGCGCUAAUCGGCCUUCGAACAACUGGGCCCAGAAGUCUAAUUUUAUGGACGUCCGCGCAGUUUAAUCGAUCGUUUGAAACGUCAUCAAGUCCACGAGCGACUGCCUCAAGGCAAACAAUGCAGAAUAUUGUAAUGGCGACAGUCCACGGGAGCAUAAUGUUCCAAUAUUAUCUAUUACAGCACAGAAUACAAAUUUGCGGACCUCUUCGGAAGCCACCUUCCGAUUAAUUUCAAAUGUUUAAUUGGUCUAAAAAUAACUUUGAUGACACAUUUCCCAAGGGCUAGACCGGUCGUUUUCCUCUCUCUCCAUUUAUUAUCGCUUACUAAAGCUUAAGUUUAAUCUUUUUCCUUACAGGGGAAUGCUGGUCAGGUUGUGGAAGCGAAGACACCUAUUCAAGGGAUGGUAGCUCCAACAAAUGUAUCACCUAUGAUUUUAACAAUUGUAACCCACAACAUAAGGAUUGCGUCGGAAAGAAUCACACAAACUUUGUAUAUACUUUACAUGGUAAGCAACAGCGAGUGAAUGUAUUUGCUGGAUUAUAUACUGUUAUUAUAAUAGGAGUUUCUUAGAUUACCAAAUAAUAAGUAUAAAACAGCAAACUGACCCUUACGACAGGAAGAAUGAGAGAACAAAAAUAAAGAAAGAAUACUGAAAUAAAUGGUGAAUUAUGUAAUUCACCACGUACAUUUUAUAUUUUUCUCACUCUUCCUGCCUUAAGGAUCAGUUUGCUGUUUUAAUUUGCAAUUUGGUAAUAAAGAUUUCACUUAUUCAGGUCUACAAAAAAUCCAGCUCACCUUAUUGGUUUGUUGCUGUGGUUCUGAGUGACAAGUGUUUCUUAAGUUUGACGAUACAAUACAUGACUUAUUUCAAAAUUUGCUUUCUACGAUUUCAGGUCUUCAUCCAGAGUACGCAACCGAACUUAAUUCUUUGACCUGUAAGUAGUUCGUUUUAUUAAUUAAUUAGAUUCUGGAUCGGUUGGUCUUAUCCUAACAGUCGAGACAGGGAAACUGUCCUAAAACAAAUAACCGCUUUAUCCCUUCACUGAUUUUAGGCUGCGUCUAGGACAUUUCAAUGUAGGUUUUAACCCCGGUGGUGAGGAACUUGUAAGUCCGACCGCAUUAUCAGUCCGGUUACUUUAACCGUCCGAUUUUAAAAAAUGCUAAAAGCGAUUUCGUCAGUUUAUUUGUAAGACUCAGGAAUAGACAGCGUGGGCGGCGUGAAGAGAAACUGAAUAAUUUUUAACAGACUUGUUUACACUCUUUCAAUCAAUCCAGACAGUUAACCCAGGGUACCCGUAUUUAUAGUGUUUAUUUUAAAAGGGAACAAAUGUAAUUUACAUUAAUUGAUUAUUUAAACACAUUCUGGUCUUCUCUACUGGUACUUAUAAAGAAGUACCAGACUAGUUUGAGAGAUUUAUUAUAUUAGUUUUGGAGAGUGAAAAUAAAUAAAAUGUUUUAAUCGCUUUGCAACCAGGAAUUGUUUGAUGGAUCGGAGUGUAAAUUAAUAUACUUUUUUACUUAUCAGGUCAACACUUCUUAGUUUCCAUACGAACUGGCGCAUGCGGAGAGUCAACAUCUACAGAACAUGCGCACUCGAUAUUAACAAAAGUAAGGAAUCUGCUUAUUAAAAACAACGACAGCACGCAAUACUGAUCAAAGAAAUAAUUAUAAAAAUUAAUGUGGUUGUCAUAAUAAUAUGAUAGUGAUGAUUAUAUGAUGGAGAUAACGAUGAUGAUGAUGAUGAUGAUAAUGAUAUUUAUAUUUAGUUAAGCAAUAGACCACACUUUCUAUGGGUUUACCGGCGUGAUAACCCACGCGGGAUGUUGGGAGAACACGAGAAAAGCUUGUAAAUCACGAGCCGAAGGCGAGUGAUUUACAAGCUUUUCGAGUGUUCUCCCAACAUCCCAAGUGGGUUAUCACGCCGGUAGACCCAUAGAAAGUGUGGUCUAUUGCGUUUAUAAAAUAACUUUUGGUAGAAUGGAGUCUUUUAGGUAAAAAAUAUGGUUCUAGUACCGUGAUCAAGUCACGUCUUCUCUCUAAAGUCAUCGUAAGCCAAUCAUGACUCACGAUUUAACAGCGUUGAACUUUCUCAAAACUCAGUUCAGUCAAACGACAAACAGCAGCACUUCAAAACACGAGUUUUUGCACUCAUUACACGAUAACUUAUGAAAGCUGUUUUACAGGAAAAGCCAACACAUAUUCAUGCGAACGUACAAUGAAAGAAUACGUUCAUGGUUUGUUUACUACAGAAGUAGAAAUUAAUUGAACAUCAGACUGUACGCAGCCGUAUUUUGUUGAGUCGAUCCGUAAGAAUUUCGUUAUUACAGACGGAACUGACAGCUAUCGUAAUGGAGGACUUCAUUCACUUUUUACAAAGUAAAAAGCAGUCAGUGGUUUAAGAUCUGUUUUCUGGACUUUAUUAUGAUCAAGAAAUGCUGCGGUAACGACGUGGCUGCAUUUGCGAAGUUGUCGCAUGUAACUUUGUAUGCACGUACAGCGACCGAUGGAAAUAUGUCAGUGGUGGAGAAAGGUUUCUUUGCCGUAGCCACAUAUUGACGUUAAUAUUUGUCGAUUCGUGAAGUCAGGUGGUUCAUGAGGUAGGUUAUGGCAUCGAUAUCACCGCAUAAUUUGUGCAAAUGUUGGAAAAAACCAGCCCGAAACUCUGACAUCUUUCAUCAUCAUUGGCAGCUUGUUUACAACCUACAGUGGCCGAUUUUGUACCAUAUCUUGAUCAGGGAUGUCUUUUUUGAACAAGUUCUUUCAUUAAGGAAUUUAAUUUUGACAUAAAAUAAAUCAAGAUGCUAAAACUAUCCGUUUUGUUGCUGGUUGGCAAAUGGUUAAGUUCUCCUAGAGAAUUUCUACACCAGAAAUUCACACAGUUGUUGUCUUUCUCUGCGAUUUGGCAUCGUCGUGAAAUGUAAACUGUUUUCCAGCUUUGUACUUUAUAACUUCUAAAGCUAUGGCAGUAGCGAAUUGUGACGCUCAGUAAUAAAAUGUGGAAACCAACGCUUUUAAUAUUAAGAAGGGCUGGGUAAGUAACUUGUUCUGUUUUUAGCCUUUCUAAAGUCGUUGUUUGCAGAUCGAUAGCCGGUUUUGUUUAUGGCUCGUGGUCUGGAUGCCUUUUUCAAUGGGUUUACCGGUAUAAUAAACCAUAGGUUUUUGACCAAUCAGAUCACGCGUACUAAAUCAGUUAUUUUAUAACAUAUACUAAAACAGUGGAUAGUGUUUUUUUGGCGCGCUCUGAUUGGCUACUCAAAGUCGGGAUAUCCAGUGCUAUUCACUGAUUCAUCUUUAGCUCCUCCGAACGGGCGACGCCAAACUCGCGUAAGUUACGAGCAAAAUGGUUUCCCGGUUUAUUCGUUUAUUGCCUUAACAAACAAAGUAAUUUCACAAAUAAUCAAGUAAGCUGUUCCCGAAAUACACGAAGAAGGUGACGAAAGUCGUUUUAGAAGCUUUAACAGGUAAAGCUUUGUCUGUUUGACUUGAAUUUAUCGAUGAAACCGGUGAAAACGUCUUUUGUUUCCAAAUGCAAAUUAAGACUUUCGUUACGGUACUUUAUUUGGCUGACAUGUUCAUAAAUAAGCCUAAAACUAAAUUCAAUACUUUUUUUACAGAAUUAAUUCAAAUACAAAAAUAAUUCAUAACUCCUUUUGAAGAAAUUUCCCCAAAAUAGCUAAACACAUGCCUUCAAAAGUUUUAUUUGUUGGCAAGAAAACGCGACGGUCGUUCGGUCAUUGACGCGACAAAAUCGUAAUCGUUGGCAGCAGUAAAUGAGUUAAAAGCCAUCAUUUUUUUGUGCUCAUUUAUUUCACUGUUUUAGUAUAUAUAACAAUUAUUCACCGAAGUGGAGGUGGCUGGAUAUUUACUGAGACCGCGAAGCGGCGAGUUAAAUAUCCACACCACUAGCCGCCGACACUGAGAAGGCACACCGGGAAGGCAUUUUGCUCGCAACUUACUCCAGUUUGGCGUCGCUCGCUCGGAGGAACUGUGGGGUGAAUCAGUGAAUAGCACAGGACAUUCACUGAUUGAGUAGCCAAUCAGAGCGCGCGAAAAACACUAUCUAGUAUAUACUAAACUAAAAUAACUAUUCACCUCAGUGCCCGUGGCUAGUCGGGUAUUUCUAUUACCAUAUUCACUGAAAACUCUUCUUGAAGAACGGCUCUCCUGCAGGAGCCAAACAGAUACGGCUAACAGUCGAGUUUACGGGUAAACUUCUUCAAUUCGCAUAAGAAGAUCACGAAAGCAGCGCGAUAGAUUCAGGCCUCCGAUUGGGCACAAAUUAAUUUAACUUUUGUGCCCAAUCACAGACAAGCAUUCGAAUGAGUCGUGGAACUGGUCUGUUAAGAGUGGCAUCCCAGGGGCUCUUUCUCCCGUACUUGAAAACUUUCGCCGCCGUUUUUUCCUGACCUAACUGACCGCCCCUGAGUCUGCGAUGGUGGGAGACAUCCUGAGCCAAAUUACUAAAAGUUUUACUAAAUACUUAUUUCUUUUGUCAUCAGGUGCAGGACAUUUAUAAGGGAUAUUCUUGCCUUAAGUGUUUGAAGAUUGUAAGCGAAAGGUAUAUGUCGCCUCUAGUUUAUAGCUUAAGGUAGAUUUUAAUUUUUAUUUUGUUCAAAAAAACUCAGCAACUUUUGAUCAAGGCUUAGCAUCGUUUAGCAUAGCAGGCGCGGAUCUAGGACUGAAAUACUGACUGAUUUCCUAAACGAACGCCGAAGACGCAAGGUUCUAGGGGAGGUCCGAGGGGCAUGCACCAUGGGGAAUGUUUUUGGGAUUCUAAAUCCCUUGAGUUACCUUUCCUGGGUUUCUGAGUCAUUCAGACCUGAAAUUGGCCAGAUUUUAACCUGGAAAGCGGUUAUUUAUGAAAAAUCUUUAGUUAGCGAUUUUCGUAAAACGGUGGAAACCGGUGUGGAUCCGCGCCUGCAUGGAGAUGUACUAAGCACCGUAUCCUUGACAUAAUUCACGAGAAAUAUUGAAGAUAUUUUGAUUCCGUUAAAGGUUACGUGUCCGCUUAUGUUGGUAGAUGAAUCGGUGGGCGGAAGAGGUAGAGAGAAGAAAAGAAGAAAAGACUGCUCGUGUCUCCUUCCCUCCGCCCUCGACGGCCAUGAAAUGACGCCUAUUAUGUAGGCAUAUGGAAUCCAAAAACAACAAACCUUUAUUUGCAUGACUAUAAGUAAUUACAGUAUUGCAAAAGGGUAGGGACUAAAAGAUCCUUAUAGAAUCCAGAAUGUUCACGAAUGGAUAAGGAUUAACACAGUCAGUUGGUUCGCAGCCUUGUGUGUGGGAGGUUCCGAGUUCGAUGUUCUAGUGUGACUUCAAAUCCUUGUUUUAAGUUUCUUCCUUUCUGUGCAGCCUUAAACAGAAGAGAGCUUGAUCGAAGGAGGGGUAAAAUGAGCAUGCGCACACCACCGGCGUCAAUGUGUGUCAGUCUAAAGAGAACUUUUACGAGUAACUUAAAAUUUGAACGAUUUGGAACUAAAAAUAGCUUACCUCGCUCCAGCUCUUUGUUUAUGUCGAUGUUUAUUGUUUUCAGCUCUUCGGCAGUUUUUAUCGCCUUAAAAUUCACUUGCCAAGGACAACAUUUAAAGAAACUUGUCUCCAGACUUGGAGCCAGUAGAAUAAUCAAAGCAGGUUUGAGCAUUUAGUUUUAAGCGAUACUGAGGGUAAACUCACUAUUUUCACAUAGACCAUAAUGCACCUUCUUUACCCCUCAAAAUUUUGCAUAAUCAUUGUUUCCAAUUUUUCCAAUCGUCCUCACACUUAUCACUGACAUGGUCGACGUUAUGGACUGCUUCUUAUACAAGAGUUUCCCCUUCAAAUUAUUCAGGAGAAAUGUACGUUAAUAAAACUGCUUAAAUUUCUGGGAUCUUAUCCAGAUAUAGUUAUGGAUAACUGUGUUUGAAUGGUUGGAUGCAUUCUGCCUUUUGGCUUGCCAAUUUGCGGAUUAGCAUUUGGUAAGAAAUUGUUCAAAAUCUAUUUCUAUCGUUGCUUUUCUAUAAAAGGAACAUGACCAUACUCACAGAACUUUCUCCAAAGCAGAGUCGGGAACGACUUAGAUUUUGUCGCUCGCAGUCUCGAUAUAUUUUUUAGGCCAACUACUUUAACAAGGGAGUUAUUAUUUUUCUUGUUCUAGAAUGUUCCACGCCACCUUGUCCAGUUUUCACACAUCACUGCUCCUACCCAUGUGGUACGUCCACGUGUUCCAUUUCGCCAUCUCUACCGUAUCCAUCAAUAUGUCCGGUACCACUCCACUAUCCCGAGCUGACGUGGCCCGCUUCACAGUGUUCGCCGUCAUGCCCUUCAGUUUGUGCACCUGAAUGCACUCCUUUCUGCUGCCGCACCAUGAUUAAUCGCCCAAAGAAGUCCAAGCAGUUCGCAGGUCAACUUCCUUCACAGCAACCUAAAAAUUUAGAAACCGAUGAACUCACUGAAGACAAUGUGCUUUAG
Molecule: messenger RNA, 7049 nt
Organism: Porites evermanni
Lineage: Eukaryota; Metazoa; Cnidaria; Anthozoa; Scleractinia; Poritidae
Source: the annotation of a GenBank genome assembly